Micromonas pusilla CCMP1545 is the source of this 12915-nucleotide messenger RNA. RefSeq names its product inner dynein arm heavy chain 1-beta (gene IA1-DHC1B). Bases 1 to 12915 code for a protein of 4304 amino acids. The transcript is spliced from 4 exons. NCBI's taxonomy places the organism in Eukaryota, Viridiplantae, Chlorophyta, Mamiellophyceae, Mamiellales, Mamiellaceae. Gene Ontology annotation, molecular function: ATP hydrolysis activity; dynein light intermediate chain binding; ATP binding. The record is from RefSeq and is a predicted model, not a curated record. Gene Ontology annotation, biological process: microtubule-based movement. Gene Ontology annotation, cellular component: dynein complex.
AUGCGCGGGGUGUACGCGCCGGCGGUGACGUCGAAUAAGACGUGGCCGGACUCGCUUCGAAAGGACCUCACCGGUCAGAUGCACAAGUACAUGGCGAACUUGACCGAGCGCGCGCACGAGCUGAAGGGGAAGACGACGCUGUACAUCCCCGCGGAGGAGCUCCCGUCGCCGGCGGCGGCGGCGAGGGAGAAAGGCGCGUUCUAUCUCACACUGGUCCCCAUACGACCGCAUUUGCUUCAGCGGCUGGAGUCCGUCGUCAUUCACUGGACGCGGCAGGUGAAGGAGGUGGUGCACACGCGCGAGGAUCUCAGCGGCGCGGGCGGCGACGCCGGGCCGAUGUCCGAGAUCGAGUUCUGGCGCGCGCGGUCGAUCGACCUCGGCGGCAUUCGCGCGCAGGUGGCGGCGCCGGCGGUGGAAAAGAUUGUGGAGAUCCUCGCCGUCGCGAAGAGCGUGUACCUGGCGCCGUUCAGAGACCUCUCGGACGUGAUCAACGCGGAGGCGGUCGCCGCGGAGGACAACGUCAAGUUUUUGAGCACGCUGGAGGGGCCGAUCAGGGCGCUCGAGUCCGCGUCCGCGUCCGAGCUCGCGGGGGUGUUACCCGGCAUACUCCACCGCGUGCGUUUGAUUUGGAACACCGCGACGCACUACAACGUCCCGGAGCGCCUCGUCGGUUUACUGCGCAAAGUCACGAACGCGAUCAUCAACCGGUGCGAGGACUUGCUCGAGGUGUGCGAGGCGCAAGUGCAGUUCGCGCCGAAGAAGGCGCUGCCCGUGUUUGGCGGCACGAAGGGUCCGGAGGUGUCGAAAUCUUUCGCGGACAUUCAAGACGCGUUCGCGGUCAAAGUACACGGCCUGCGGACGUUGGAUUACAAGAUCCUGGACGUGAAAGCGACGCGAUGGCACGACGACUACAACGCGUUUAAGUCGUCCGUGAAGGAUCUCGAGGUGAUGACGCAGAACGUCAUGGUCACCGCGAUCGACGCCGUGAGCGACUUGAACGGUCUCGUGGAGUUGUUGAGGGCACUGCAGACGAUGGCGAAACGCGACGGCGUCACGCGAUGCGUCGAGCGCAAGUGCGUGGAGUGCUACGAAGCCUUCACGAAAGAGUUGAACACCGUGAAGAAACACUUCGACAUGAACCGCGAGAAGCCGCCGAUCGCGGAGGGGCAGCCGAAAUACAGCGGCGCCGCGAUGUGGGCGAAGGUGCAGCACAACCGCCUCAAGGGGCCGUACGAAAAGCUCGAAGAGGCGGCGAUGACGCUGCCGCAGACGCCGGAGCUGGAGCAGCUGCGCGCGUCGUACGCGCUCGCGCUGCCGCAGAUCCAGAAGUACAUGGCGGACGUCCACGGCGAGUGGGUGACGCACUUCGAGGGCAAGGUGGAGGCGCAGAUCAAGCAGCGGCUGGAGAACCGGCUGCUGUCGUCGGACGAGGACGGAUUCUUGUAUCAAAACUUCGACAAGGAGCUGCUGCACUUGUUCACCGAGGUCAGGUUCUUCGAGCGGCUGCACUUCCAGAUCCCGCACCGCGCGUUGGAGAUUUGCUCGCACAAGGAGAAGUACCGACUCCUGCGCGAGGAGGUUCUGAACGUCGUGAGGGACUACAACAAGAUUCUCGAGGCGCUGGACGACGAAGAGCGGCGACUGUUUUACGACCGCAUCACGCACCUGGACAAACACAUCUCCCCCGGGCUGUCCAAGGUGCACUGGACGUCGCCCUCGAAGCUUCAGGAGUACUUCAUCGGCGAAGCGCGGAAGCACUGCAAGAACGCGUACGAGAGCGUCGUGCAGUACAAAGAGGCGAUCGGGAAGGUGACGGCGAAUUGCGCGGAGAUCGCGUCCACGAUUCUCGUCUCCGUCGUUCGAAAGAAGGUGUACGCCGAGGGCGAGUUCGAGGAGGCGCAAAAGACGCACAGGGAGAAGGUCACGAAGAAGUUCACCACCGCGCACGAGGAGAUGCGCAAGGAGCUGUCGCGCACGUUCAAGCGCACGUUCGCGCACGACAGCGAGAACGUCCAACGAGAGUGGGCCGAGCUGCGGCGGAAGAUCGACAAAAGACUCGAAGACGCGUUGCGAACCUCCGUGAAGCGGUCGUUACAAGAGCUCUCCAAGGCGCUCAACGGCGACAAGAAGCUCGACGUCGUCCCUCUCUUCAGCGUCAUCACGAUGCUCAAGAACAACCGCAGGGUGGAGCUCACGCCGAACGUGUCCGACCUCUUCGCGCUCAUUCACGGCGCGUCGAGGGAGCUCAUCGCGAUCGUCAAGGUGGUGGACCGACUCGGCCCAGAGAGCGACGACGACGGCGAGCCGCUGCCUUCCUUCUUCGACGUCAUCUCCAACGACGAGGAUGCGACGCUGAAACAGAUCGUCUCCAUCGACAACGGGAUCAACCUCAUCGUGGAGAAGACGCAGAGCUUCAUCGCGUACUACGAGAAGACGUACAAGCACCUGUGGGAGCAGGACAUGGUGGCGCACGUCAAGCGAUACGCCAAGGCGAAGAAGCCGUUGUCGUCGUUCGAGGCGGACAUCACCAAGUACAAGGAGCUGUUCGUCGAGGUCGAGGGCGAGGACCAGAUCACGAACAUGGCGUUCCUGAGGAUCGACGUCGGGCCUCUGAAGCAGACGCUCCUGAAGCGGUGCGAGGAGUGGAGGGACGGCUUCACGCGGCUGCUGAACGAGACGGCCAUCGCGGAGCUGGACGCCGUAUACGAGUACUGCGCGCGGAACGAAAAGAUCCUGUCGCAGCCCGCGCGCGACUUGGAUCACCUCGCGGAGCUCGUGAACCUUCACAAGAAGUGCGUCGCGGAGGAGGAGGAGACCGCGGCGCGGUUCGCGCCGCUGCGCGCGCAGUACGCCCUCCUCGCGCGCUUCGAGGUUGUCGUCCGAGACGCCGAGCUCGCGCGUCUGGACGGGUUGGAAAAAGUCUUCGACGCGCACGUCGCGACGCUCAAGCGCAUGGACGAGACGCUCGUCGAGGCGAAGGAGUCGUUCCGGGAGAAGCUCAUCAAGACCGUGGACGCGUUCACGCACGACGUCGACGAGCACCGAAGGGCGUUCACCGCGGACGCGCCGAUCGACGUCGCGGACGCGGUCGGACGCGCGCCGCUCGCGAGGGCCAAGGCGUUUAUCGAGAGCAACGCCGCCGCCGCCGCGGCGUUCCGACAGACGGAGCAGGACCUCAAGGCUGGUAUGGAGAUAUUCGGGAUGCCCGCGCCGCCGCUCAGCGGGCUCGUGGAGUGCGAGAAGGAGACGGCGCAGCUCUCGGGGGUGUGGAACGUCAUCGAGGAGUGGAUCACCGCGUACGACGGCUGGAAGGAUGGCAAGUUUAAGGACAUCGACGUCGAGGAAUUAGAAAACGCGUCGCAGAUUGUCGGGAAGAAGAUUCAGAAGCUCGGAAGAGAGGUGAAGCACUGGAGCGCGUGGCAGGGCGUCAAAGACACCGUGGACGCGUUCAAGCGCACGCUGCCGCUGAUCAUCGACCUGCGGAACCCCGCGAUUCGGCAGCGGCACUGGGAGCAGCUCAUGGAACGGUGCGGGGAGAGGUUCGAUCCGCACGGGGACGCGUUCACGCUCGGAAAGGUCAACGACCUCGGGCUCAGCGAGCACGCGGACUUCGUCGGGGAGCUCUCGACGAACGCGACGAAAGAACUCGCGAUCGAGAACUCGCUCGCGGCGAUCGAGGAGGGGUGGCAGGACCUGAACAUGGACAUGGUCAAACGCGAGGGCGGGCAAAAAGGCGGCAAAGUGGUUUACCGGCUUCGCAGCACGGACGACGUGUUCGCGGCGCUGGAGGACAACGUCGUCACGCUGUCGACGAUGAAAGCGUCCAAGUUCUUCCUCGUGUUCGAGGCGACCAUCACGAGCUGGGAGCAGAAGCUCUCGCUCGUGAGCGAGAUGAUGGAUCUCGUGCAAAAGGUGCAGAUGAGCUGGACCUACCUCGAGAACAUCUUCGUCGGGUCGGAGGACAUUCGGAAGCAGCUCCCGCAGGAGAGCAAAAUGUUCGACGCCGUGAACGUCGCGUUCAUCAAGAACAUGGCGGAGAUGACAGAGAUCGAGAACGUCGUCAAGGCGUGCACGGGGUCGGACCCGAAGGCGGGGACGCCGGUCUCGAACGCGCGGCUGGACAAGUUCACGGACAUGGAAGCCAAGCUCGAGAAGAUUCAAAAGUCGCUGGAGGACUACCUCGAGAAGAAGCGCCAGCAGUUCCCGCGCUUCUACUUCAUCUCUUCGGACGAUCUUCUCGAGAUUCUCGGUCAAGCGAAAGACCCGAUGAACGUGCAGCCGCACUUCAAAGGCAUGUUCGAGGGGAUCAAAAAGCUCGAGAUGCACGCGCCCGGGGAGGACGGCAGACGCGCGUACGGCGCCACCGCGAUGCACUCCCCCGACGGCGAGACGAUUCCGUUCAACGACGAGGUCACCACGGACGGCAGACCGGAGGAGUGGCUCAACUCGGUCGAGACCGCGAUGUACGCGGCGACGAAAAAGUCCCUGUACGCGACGCUGGAGCACAGCAAAGGGAUGAAGAAAGAAAAGUGGGUGAAGGAAUACCCCGGGCAGUGCAUCAUCAGCGCCGGCUGCGUCGUCUGGACGACGGAGUGCGAAAAGGCGCUGUCGGAUCCGGACGCGGCGAAGAAGGCGAUUCGAACGCUGAAGAAGAAGUGGGUGUCGUACCUCUCGAAGCUCGUCACGAUGACGCGGUCGAAGCUCGAUAAGGUGAACCGCAAGAAGGUGGUGGCGUUGAUCACGAUCGAGGUGCACGCGCGAGAUUCGAUCGACAAGCUCGGGAAGGCGGGGUGCACGCAGGUCACCGAUUUCGAGUGGGUCUCGCAGCUUCGGUUUUACUGGGACCAAACCGCGAACGACUGCGUCGUGAAGCAGGUGCUGUCCGUGUUCUCGUACGGGUACGAGUACCAAGGCAACAACGGACGUCUCGUCGUGACGCCGCUGACGGACAGAUGUUACAUGACCUUGGGCGCCGCCAUGUUCACGCGUCGAGGCGGGAAUCCGCUCGGACCCGCGGGCACGGGUAAGACGGAAACCGUGAAGGAUUUCGGCAAAGCGCUCGCGCGGUACGUCAUCGUCUUCAACUGCUCCGACGGCGUCGAUUAUAAGAUGACCGCGAAGAUGUUCAGCGGGUUGGCGCAGACGGGCGCGUGGGCGUGCCUCGACGAGUUUAACCGCAUCUCCGUGGAGGUGCUCUCCGUCGUCGCGACGCAAAUUUCCGUCAUCAUGGCCGCGGUGAAAGUCCGCGCGAAGACGUUCUUCUUCGAGGGCCAGGACAUCCGUCUCAUCCCGUCCUGCGGCGUGUUCGUGACGAUGAACCCCGGGUACGCCGGUCGCGCGGAGCUGCCGGAUAACCUCAAGGCGAUCGUCCGACCGGUGUCGAUGAUGGUCCCCGACUUUAACCUCAUCGCGGAGAUCAUGAUGUUCGCGGAGGGCUUCUCCUCCGCGAAAGUCCUCGCGAAGAAGAUGGUCGCGAUCAUGGAGCUGUCGCAGCAGCAGCUGUCGAAGCAGGACCACUACGAUUACACGCUCCGUUCGUUCGUGAUUCCAAUCUCGCGCGCCGCGGGCGCGUUCAAGCGCAUCGACCCGGAGGGCUCCGAGGAGGCGAUUUUAUACCGCACGAUGCAAGACCUGAUCAUGCCCAAGCUCGUGUACUUGGACAUCCCGCUGUUCAGGGCGUUGCUCGGGGACUUGUUCCCGGGCGUGGACCUCCCGCAGGAGGAGGACAGCGACCUGAAGAAGAUGCUCGUGCGAAAAUGCGACGAGCUCGGUUUACAAGUCGUGGACGAGUGGAUCGUGAAGAUCAUUCAGAUUUUCGACUGCAAAGUCGCGCGGCACGGAAACAUGAUCGUCGGGAAAACCGGCGCCGGAAAAACCGCGGCGUGGACGGUGUUAAAAGAAGCCAUGGCCGAGCUGUGCAAGGAAGGCAAGGGCGAGGGCGAGUUCCAAAAGGUCGAGGUGUACACGAUCAACCCGCUCGCGCUGUCGAACGACGAGAUCUACGGAUGCUUCGACCCCUCGACGCACGAGUGGCAGGACGGCAUCCUCGCGCGCGUGAUGCGAAACAUUUGCAAAGACGAGUCGCAGACGCAAAAGUGGACGCUGUUCGACGGCCCCGUGGACACGCUGUGGAUCGAGUCCAUGAACACGCUUCUGGACGACAACAAGCUGUUGACGUUGCUCUCCGGCGAGCGCAUCAUGAUGUCCCCGCAAGUCUCGAUUCUGUUCGAGGUUGAAGAUCUCUCCCAAGCGUCCCCCGCGACGGUGUCGCGCGCGGGGAUGAUUUACCUCAACGUCGAGGACCUCGGGUGGUGGCCGUACGUCACGUCGUGGAUGAAAAAGUACGAAUCAGAUGAAGUCUUAUCCACCACGCUCAAGACCAUGAUGGAGCGAUGCAUGGAAGACGCCCUGGAGCUCCGUCGGCUGCAGCUCAGGGAGCUCGUGCAGACGGACAAGCUGGCGGCGGUGCGGCAGUUCACCGCGCUGUUCGACGCGCACUGCGACCCCGAGCACGGCCUCGACCCGGACGACGAGUCGUACGUCAACACGAUCGAGCUCACGUUCUUCUACUGCCUCAUAUGGUCCGUCGGCGCGUCCGUGGACGGGGAGUCUAGGAAGAUUUUCGACUCGUUCCUGCGCGACGUCGACUCGCGGUUCCCGCCGCCGGAGACGGUGUACGAAUACUUCGUGUGUCCGAAAAACCGAGAGUGGACGCCGUUCGCGAGCAAACUCGCGCAGUACCGCCCGCCGCCCGGGAUGCCCUUCUUCAAGAUCAUGGUCCCGACGAUCGACACGCUUCGCACGAAGACGGUCGCGCUCGCGCUCGCGGGCGUGCAGCGGCACGUGUUGAUCAUCGGCAACGUCGGCGUCGGGAAGACGAUGGUGGCGCAGUCGUGCCUCGAGGCGCUCCCGGAGGGCAAGUCGUCGAUGAUGGUCAACUUCAGCGCGCAGACGUCGUCCAACUCGCUGCAGAACACGAUCGAGGGCAAGCUCGAGAAGCGCUCCAAAGGGGUGUUCGCGCCCGCGGGCGGGAAGAAGAUGCUCGUGUACAUCGACGAUUUCAACAUGCCGCAAAAGUCGCAGUUUGGGUUCAUGCCGCCGCUCGAACUGUUGAAGCUCUGGGCGGACAACGGCUUCUGGUACGACCGCGAGAAGUGCGAGGUCAAGAACAUCAAGGACAUCCAGCUCAUGGCGUCGAUGGCGCCGCCCGGAGGCGGCCGCAACGCCUUCUCGCAGCGGAUCAUGUCCGUGUUUGCGACGCUCAACAUGACGAACCCCUCGGACGCGCAGCUGCACCGCAUUUACUCCACGCUCUUGAACGACAAACUGUCCACGUUUGACGACCAGCUGAAACCGUUGGGGGAUCCCAUCACGAAGGCGACGAUCGAGCUGUACGCGUCCAUCGCGGAGGAGUUGCUGCCCACGCCCGCGAAGUCGCACUACUUGUUCAACACGCGCGACCUCGCGAAGGUGAUCCAGGGCGUCAUGCAAGCGACGCGGCAGUACUACGACAGCAAAGAGAACCUGCUGCAGCUGUGGUGCCACGAGUGCUUCCGCAUCUUCGGCGAUCGCAUGUGGGACCACGACGACAAGGCGUGGUUGCGCAACCAGCUCGACCAGAAGCUCUCGGGCAACCUGAACUCCUCGUGGGAGUCCCUGUUCGAGCCCUUCUACGGCGAGUGCCCGCCGUUCGUGUCGUUCAUGCGCAUGGACGUGGACGAACCGCCGUACGAAGCCGUGACGGAGAUGAAAAAACUCAAAGACGUCCUCACGGAGAAGCUCGAGGACUACGCCCUGGAGCCCGGGUACAGCGCCAUGGACUUGGUGCUGUUCAAAGACGCGCUGAUGCACGUGUGCCGCGUGCACCGGGUGCUGAUGCAACCGAGAGGAAACGCGCUGCUCGUCGGCGUGGGCGGCAGCGGGAGAAAAUCCCUCGCUCGGCUCGCGACGUACGUCGCCGGGUUGAAGUGCUUCUCGAUCGAGAUCACGAAGAGCUAUCGCAUCGUCGAGUUCCGCGAGGAUCUGAAGACGCUGUUCCGUCAGGCUGGCGUCGCGGACAAGCCCACGGUGUUCUUAUUCGACGAGACGCAGAUCGUCGUGGAGACGUUCUUGGAGGACAUCAACAACGUGUUGACGUCCGGGGAGGUGCCCAACCUCUUCACCAAGGACGAGCUCGGCGGUUUGUGCGAAGAAGUGCGACCGGCGGCGAAAAAAGCCGGCGCGCCCGCGGACUUACAGGACGAACUCUACGCCUUCUUCUUAUCGCGCGUGAUCAACAACCUCCACAUCGUCCUCUGCAUGUCCCCGAUCGGCGAGGGCUUCCGCGAGCGGUGCAGAAUGUUCCCCGGGCUCGUGAACUGCUGCACGAUCGAUUGGUUCACCGAGUGGCCCGCGGACGCGCUGCAGGAGGUGGCGUCGAAGCAGAUGUCCGCGGAGCAAGGGAUGGAAGAAGAGGUGAAGGACGCGCUCUGCACCGUGUUCGCGACGUGUCACCGCUCGACCGCGGAGAAGUCCAAGGAGAUGCUCGAGAAGUUGAAGCGUAAGAACUACGUCACGCCCACGAAUUACCUCGAGUUUGUCAACGGCUACCGCAAGCUGUUGAACGAGAAGCGGUCGAAGAUUGGCGGCAAGGCGACGAAGCUCCGCGGCGGCCUCGAGAAGCUCGAAGAGACCGGCGUGCAAGUCACCGAGAUGUCCAAAAUCGCGGAGGAGAAGCAAGUCGUCGUCGCCAAGGCGAAGAUCGACUGCGAGGAGCUCCUCGUGACCAUCGUCCAAGACAAACGCGUCGCGGACGAGCAAGAGAAGCACGUCACCGCCGAGGCGCAAAAAAUUGAAAAAGAAGCCGAGGAAGCGAACGCGAUCGCCGCGGAGUGCCAGGCUGGUCUCGACAAGGCCAUGCCCGCGCUCGCGGCCGCCGAGGCGGCGCUGAACGUCCUCACGAAGAAGGACAUGGCGGAGCUCAAGGCGUACGCGAAACCGCCGGCGCUCGUCGAGUUGUGCCUCAAGGGCGUGAUGACGGUGUUGAAGAAGUCCCCGGCGUGGGACACCGCGAAGAAAGAGCUCGGGGACUCGCAGUUCCUCACGCGCCUGGUCGAGUUCGACAAGGAGCUCCUCGUGGACUCGCUUCUGAACAAGAUGAAGAAGUACGUCAACGACCCGGAGUACCAGCCCGACGUCAUCGGAAAAGUGUCCGGCGCCGCGAAGGGUUUGUGCCAGUGGGUGCACGCGAUGUUCAUCUACGGAAACGUCGCCAAGGAGGUUGCGCCGAAGCGCGCCAAGCUGAAGGCGGCGCAAGAGGCGCUCGAGAAGAAGCAGGCCGCGCUGACCGAAGCGCGAGCGCAGCUCAAAGAAGUCCUCGACAAGGUACAGGCGCUGAAGGACACGUACGAGGCGUCCACGGCGAAGAAGCAAGCCCUGGAGGACGAGCUCGCGGAUUUGGAGCAAAAGCUUGAGCGCGCCGAGAAGCUCGUCUCCGGACUCGCCGGAGAAAAAGACAGGUGGGAAAAUUCGAUCGUCCUGUACGAAGAACAGAUCGGGUGCCUCCCCGGGGACGUUGUCAUCGCCGCGGCGUUCAUGUCGUACGCCGGCCCGUUCCCGAGCGAGUACCGAGACGAUCUCGUCGCGAAGACGUGGCUGCCGCAGGUGAAGCAGCUCGGCAUUCCGUCCUCCGCGGCGUUCGACUUCGCGCUGUUUUUAGCGGACCCCUCCGACGUUCGAGACUGGAACAUUCAGGGCCUCCCCGCGGACUCGUUCAGCACGGAGAACGGCGUCGUCGUGACGCGAGGCUCGCGAUGGCCGCUGCUCAUCGACCCGCAAGGACAAGGGAACAAGUGGAUCAAAAACAUGGAGAAGCCGCACGGAUUGAAGGUGAUCACGUUGAACAUGUCGGACAUGGUGCGUCAGAUGGAGAACGCGAUCCAAUUCGGCGACCCGGUGCUGAUCCAAGACGUCGGCGAGGAGAUCGACCCGAUCUUAGAGCCCGUGCUCUCCAAGUCGUUCAUCAAGAAAGGCAACCAGGUCAUGAUCAAGCUCGGGGAUAAGGAGGUGGACUACUCCCCGGACUUUCGGUUGUACCUCACGUCCAAGCUGUUCAACCCGCACUACACCCCGGAGGUGAGCACGAAGGUGACCAUCGUGAACUUCGCGGUGAAGGAGCAAGGCUUAGAGGCGCAGCUCCUGAACGUCGUCGUGCAAAAGGAACGACCGGACCUGGACAAGCAGAAGAACGAGCUCGUCGUCAAGGUUGCGAACGGGAAGCGAACGAUCAUCGAGCUCGAGGACACCUUACUCGACUUGCUCUCGAACGCGACGGGGUCGCUGCUCGACAACAUCGAGCUCAUCAACACCCUAAACGCCUCGAAGACAACCUCGGACGAAGUCACCGAGUCGCUCAAGAUCGCGGAGACGACGUCCGUGCAGAUCGAGGAGGCGUCAUCGCUGUACCGCCCGUGCUCCGUGCGCGCGGCGAUCCUGUACUUUGUCCUGUACGACCUCGCCAACGUGGACCCGAUGUACCAGUUCUCGCUCGACGCGUACAUGGAUUUAUUUUUGCUCUCCAUCGCCAAGGCGCCCAAGUCGCAGGAGCUCGAGAAGAGGAUCGAGUACCUGAACGACUACCACACGUACGCGGUGUACAAGUACACUUCGAGGGGGUUGUUCGAGGCGCACAAGCUGCUGUUGUCGCUGCAGAUGUGCGUGCGCAUACUGCAGUCGUCGAAUCAGGUGAACCUGGAGGAGUGGCAGUUUUUCCUCAAGGGCGGGAUGGUGCUGGAUCGCUCGUUGCAGUCGCCGAACCCCGCGCCGGAUUGGAUUUCCGAGCUCGCGUGGGAUAACAUCGUCGAACUGGAUAACGUCGAGCACUUCCGCGGGAUCAUCACGUCGUUCGAGAAGGAGUUCGUGGAGUGGGAGGACUGGUACAGAAACGCGGAGCCGGAGUCGCCGCAAAAGAGUCAACUCCCGGGCGAGUGGGAGCAAAAGUGCAACGAGCUGCAGCGAAUGAUUUUCAUUCGCUGCCUACGCAUGGACCGCGUCGAAAAGGCGGCGACAAACUACGUCGCCAACUCGCUCGGGCGCAAGUACGUCGAGCCGCCGGUGCUCGACCUCAACGAAACCUACGGCGACUCCACGCCGAGCGCGCCGCUGAUCUUCGUCUUAUCCCCCGGCGUCGACCCGACGGCCAACUUGAAGCAGCUCGCGCAGGCCAAGGGGCUCGGCGAAAAGUUUUUCAGCGUCGCGCUCGGUCAGGGCCAAGCCCCGGUGGCGACGAAGCUCAUCUCGACGGCGACGAUCGAAGGGAACUGGGUGUUCCUCGCGAACUGCCACCUCAUGCUGUCGUGGCUCCCGGACUUGCAGAAGAUCAUCGAGGCGUUCGACGAGAAGCAGCCGCACGAGAACUUCCGGCUGUGGCUGUCUUCCAACCCGACGCCGCACUUCCCGCUCGCGAUUCUCCAACGCGGUCUGAAGAUGACGACGGAGCCGCCGAAGGGUUUACGCGCGAAUCUCGCGCGUCUGUACCAGACGUGCGUCACGGAGGAGACCUUCGACGCGUGCAAGACGAAGCACAAGUACGCGAAGCUCCUCUUCGCGCUGUCGUACUUCCACGCCGUCAUGCUCGAGCGACGAAAGUUUCGAACGCUGGGCAUCAACAUCGCGUACGACUUCAACGACACGGACUUUUCCGUCUCCGACGACGUCUUGAAGGCGUACCUCGACGCGUACGAGAACACGCCGUGGGACGCGCUGAAGUAUCUCAUCUCCGAGGCCAACUACGGCGGCCGCGUCACGGACGAGAUCGAUCGGCGCGUGCUCUCCGGGUACCUGAACCAGUACUUUUGCGAGGACGCGCUCGAGGUGCCAAACUACAGGCUGUCGUCUCUGGACACGUACUUCGUGCCCCCGGAGGGGCCGCUGCAGUCGUACAAGGAUUACAUUCAGACGCUGCCGCAGAACGACCGCGCGGAGGCGUUCGGGCAGCACCCGAACGCGGACAUCUCGUACAUGAUCACCGACUCCACGAUCACGCUCGAGUCGUGCUUGAGUCUUCAGCCGAAGACGGACGGCGGCGGCGGCGGCGGCGUCACCGCGGAGGAGCGCGUCUUGGACAUCAUCGACGACAUGCUCUCGCACGUGCCGCAGCCGUACAACCACGAGAAGCUGAUGAAGGAUAAAGAGGACGACUUAUCCCCGCUUCACGUGACGCUGUUCCAGGAGGUCGAGCGGUAUAACAUUCUCAUCAACAACAUGCUCACGACGUUGCACUUGCUCAAGAAGGGGAUCAAAGGUUUGGUCGUCAUGUCCGCGGAUUUGGAUGAAAUCUUCGACGCGCUCGCGGCGAAUAAAGUCCCCGGGAUUUACCUCAAAGCGUACCCGUCGAUCAAACCGCUCGGAUCGUGGACGCGCGACCUGAUGGCGCGCCUCGAUCAGAUCACGCGAUGGAUCAAGGAAGGCUACCCGAAAGUGUACUGGCUCGCCGGGUUCACGUACCCGUCGUGCUUCCUCACCGCGGUGUUGCAGACGACGGCGCGCAAAAACGCGAUUCCGAUCGACACGCUGAGCUUCGAGUACUCCAUCGUGAACGCGGAGGAGAAAGAGGUGCACCAACCCCCGAAGGAAGGGGUGUACGUCAAAGACAUGUACCUCGAAGGCGCGGGGUGGGACUUCGAGAACGGGAACUUGUGCGAACCCUCGCCCAUGGAGCUCAUCGUGGACAUGCCCAUCGUCCACUUCAAGCCGACGGAUAACAAGAAGAAAAACGCCAAGGGGAUUUACUCGUGUCCGCUGUACAUGUACCCGGUGAGGACCGGGUCGCGCGAGCGGCCGUCGUUCAUGACGUUCGUGGACCUGAAGGGCGGCGCGUGCGAUUCGGAUUUCUGGAUCAAGCGAGGCACCGCGCUUCUCCUCGCGCUCGCGACGUGA